Molecule: messenger RNA, 2921 nt
Organism: Coregonus clupeaformis (lake whitefish)
Lineage: Eukaryota; Metazoa; Chordata; Actinopteri; Salmoniformes; Salmonidae
Product: ribonuclease inhibitor-like
Exons: 8
Coding region: 524-2161 (545 amino acids)
Molecular function (GO): protein binding
Source: RefSeq, a predicted model, not a curated record
GUGUUUUAGGGAGCGUUUGACAGUGAUGAGGGGUGGUCGUUUGACAAGGACCAAGCCAAUGCAAUUAUCGACUACUUGAAGUACUCAAAAAGCCUCUACGUCUUAUGCCAGAUACCUAUUAUCUGUUCGAUUUGUGCGUCACUCCUUGGGAGACAGACAUGGCUAUCCAAUAAAGAAUGUGACCCCGGAGCUCUGACUCCAAUGUACACUGACCUACUCGCCCUGUUUCAAACACGGGACCAUAAUACACAGAAGAUGGCUAUUAAAUUUGGGGAACUAGCCUUUAAGCUGUUGGUGAAAGGCAACACAGUUUUCUACAGGGAAGACCUACGAGAGUGCGACAUUGACUCUCGAGGGGUCCGAGUUUGCAAAAGGAAGCAUACCCAUCUUCAGGGAGGAUAUUGGGCACAAUCAAAAGAAGAUCUACUACUUUGGGCAUACUACCAUUCAGGACUUCUUUGCUGCAAUGUGGUUUCUUCAAUCCUGCAACAGCUAAGACGAAAACCUGAGGAAUGCAGUGGACAUGGCCUUGCAGAGCAAAAACGGAAAGCUGGACCUCUUCCUCCGCUUCCUCCUCGGCAUCUCGCAGAGCUUCAUCCAGUCAAUCGCAGAGGCCAGCUACAACUCGUCGAAUACACUGACGGAAAUGGUAGAGUAUAUCCAGAAGAAGGUCAUGGAGAAUCCCGCUUUACCGAAGACAGUCAACCUGCUGAACUGCCUGAUGGAACUGGGUGACAGCUCUCUAGAAACUGAUUGCGUGCACUUUCUCAAGACGGGAAUCCCCCCAGAUGCCAAAUACCCAUGUGCACAUUGGUCUGACCUGUCCGCUCUUUUAAUGGCACUGACGUCUGGGUCAACAGACAUGCUUGGGUUGGAAGUAAAGAAGAGAGGAGACAAGGAACUUCUGAGGAUGCUGCCAGUGAUCAAAGCUUGCCAGAGAGCCACGCUGUCAUAUCACAACCUGACUGAGAAAUCCUGUGAAUGUCUGGCCUCGGCGCUCACCUCAAAGGUGUCCAAUCUUAAAGCUCUGGACCUGAGUUUCAACACGCUGAAGGACACAGGAGUGCAGCUACUGGCGACCGGCCUGGCCAAGCCACACUGCCGACUGGAGAGACUGAACCUGUCCGGCUGCAGGGUGAAACAGGAUGGCUUUUCCGCUCUGGCCAAAGCUCUCAAAUCCAACCCCUCGCACCUGCGAGAGCUGGAUCUGAGCGGCAACGAACCGGGAGAAUCGGGGAUGUUUCUUCUCGUUGACGGACUAAAGGUUGUUAAGUGCGAACUGCAGAUCCUGAAGCUCUCAAACUGCAAGCUGGGCCUGGUGCUGUGCCAAGCGCUGUCAGUGUUGCUGAUAGACAACCCCAGACACCUGAGAGAGCUGGACAUCAGCAUGAACAACCUGGGAGACGGGGGGGUGGAGAUGCUCAUGGAUUUACUGAAGUCAACCCAGAUAUACAAACUGGAGUUGUACUGUUGUCAGGUCACUGAGAAAUGCUGUGAGAACAUGUCUGGAUGUCUGGUGAACAUCCCCAGUCUGAAGGAGCUCAACCUGAGCAACAACAACCUGAAGGAUGAGGGGGUCAAGAUGCUCUGCAAAGCCUUCGGACUGCCCGGCUGUCAACUGGAGAAACUCAAUGUGGCGAGCUGUGGCAUCACCCUAGCCAGAGGGUUUCAUUUCAACUCUAUCCUCAAAGAGCUGGACAUCAGCAGGAACCAUCUGGGCGACUCGGAUGACUGGGCCGAUGUCUUAUUCUGCUUGUUUUCACUUGAGACCCUCAGGCUGAGUGACUGUAAACUGACAGAGAAAUGCUGUGGGGACCUGGUUAAAGCUCUCGGCUCCAACCUCACCAAACUGAAAGAGCUGGAUCUCUCUGGAAACGACAUGGGAGACAGCGGCGUGAAGACACUCUACUUGGAACUGACCUCCAGGUGCUGUACACUGGAGAGACUGUUUCUGAGAUGCUGUGGGAUCACAGCAGAGGGCUGCUCCUCCCUAGCCUUAGCCCUGAAGUCCAGCCACUCCAGCAUCACAGAGCUAGGCCUGAUGGGAAACGACACGGGAGAAGAUGGACUGAGAAUUCUCUCUGCCAUCAGGGACGACCCACGCUACAAACUACAGACUCUAGAGUUGGUGUGGAUAAGAUGGCCAGACAGUUCACGGUGAAAGGUGGAACUCGCCGCUGGCCUGUUGCCGUAUUCUACAACCUGCUCGACCUGGCUGCUAUCAACGCGCACGUUUUGUUCACCCAGUGUACCGGCAAGACAACGCCACGGCGAGAUUUCAUCAUGGAUCUGGCAUGGGAGCUUCGUGAGAACCACAUGAGGGCCAAGACGAAGGCAGCUGCAGCUGCCAAGGAAGCAGCCAAGGAAGCAGCCAAGGCCGCACCGCCUCCUUCCCGGGCACCCAUCCAGCUCCCAGCUGGGAAGAGAACACAGUGCCAGGUGAAGACGCAGUGUGCACGGAACCAGGCCCAUGAAAGCUGUGCACAAUGCCACCGAUUUGUUUGUGGGUCUUGCACCCACAAAGGUCCGAAGCUAUGCGCCGACUGUGGAUCAGAGCAAUAGAGGAGAAAAUAAGAAACUGAUUAAUGCAUAAAAGGCACAUAUCCCACUCAAGGCACAGGCGAGGGCACAAUACCGUGUCCAACUCCAAACUAAUGAACAAAUGACUCUUGUUUUGUGUCAUGGAUAUUUUUCAAUGAAUAUCCCCAUAUGUAUUUAAUGUUUCACAUGUGUUUUGCACUCUUUAUAAAAGUUGGCGCUUCUGUGAAUGCAUAAAUCAGUUGACCGUGCAUGUCUUGAGGGAGAUUAUUUGACUAUUGCUCUGUGAUACUUUUAAGUAAAUCUACUAUACAAAUACAAUUGAUUAAAUCGUGUGUUUUUAUUCCAAGAAAAACUCGAAUACGUUUUAGAGGCCUGUGGAU